ACCAGAGCAAGGGCUUGCAACACCAAAGUUGUGGGUUCUAUUAGAAUGAAACACAAUGCUAAACAAAACAUACACUGAGAAGACAUAGUAAGUAUCCAACAAAUAAAUAACUGUAUUAUUCACAAAUGUUCAAUGUUUUUUAUUUGAAAAAAGUAAUAUUUUUAUUCAGCAAGGAUGGAUUAAAUUGAUCUAAUGUAACCGUAAAGUAUUUUACAUUGCUUCAAAAAAAAAAAUAUAUAUAUAUAUAAAUAUAUAAACUUAUAUUGUUUUUCUAUUCAGCAGAGAAUACUGAAAAAGUACCACAGUUUACAUAAAAAUAAUACAGUUUUAAAAUAAACAUAAUAAAACACAGUCGUUUUCAGCUGUGAGAAUAUGAAAUGAUACUUGAGCCUGAGAAAAGUUAUUACAAUAUUACUGUUUUACUUUAUUUGCUGAAAAAAAACAGCUAACACCAGCCUAAGCUGGUUUGACAUGGACGCAGCUGGUUUUAGCUGGUCUCCCAGCUUAGCUAAGCUGGUCAAGCUGGUUUCCCAGUCUGACCAGCUAAGACCAGCCUGACCAGCUAAACAAGUGGUUAAAACCCCUCAAAAACCAGCCUGCUGACCAGCUAUGAACAGACUUGGAGACCAGCUUAGGCUGGUGUUAGCUGGUUUUAGCUGGUUGGCUACCUGAUCUCUCAGCCUGACCAGCCAAAGAAGAGGUCAAAACCCCUCAAAAACCAGCCUGCUGAUCAGCUAAGACCAGGGUGGAUGACCAGCUAAAAACAGCCAACCAGCUUAGGCUGGUUUUAGCUGGUUAAAUAAAAGCAGCUUUGGUGAACCUGCUGGAAAAAAAACCAGCUAAAACUAGCCUAAGAUGGUUGGCUGGUUUAAGCUGGCAGUAGCUGGUUUUAGCUGGUCUCUUAGCCUGGCCAAGCUGGUUUUAGCUGGUUGGACACCUGGUCUCCCAGCCUGACCAGCUAAGCAAGUGGUCAAAACCCAUCUAAAACCAGCCUGUUGACCAGCUAUGACUGGGACACCAGCUAAACCCAGCCUGGCGUUCGCUGUCUUUUUUCAUCAGGGGAGUGACUUUUCAAUGUAGUCUAUAUUGCAUUAUUAAUCUGCAGUGCUUUGACGAUGCUGUACAUCAAGCUAAUAAAUCUUCAUUGUAUUGAAACUGAGCAGGAAAGUAAAAAAGAAGUAAAGUCACACUAUCAAGCUCAACAGGUGUGCAGUUCCAUCACUAUCCUGCGGGAGUCGCUGUUGAGCGCUGUGUUUGUGCUCGUCUCCUCCUCUUCCUCCUGCAGGGCCUUUCAAAAUCUCCCUGACCGCCCCAUUAUAACAGACAAUGUAGCACACUGACCCGAGCACUCAGCAGAAAGACAUCACAUUCACAGCUUUAGCUCCGGCAUUGGACCCAAACACACACAGAACGGUUCAGUUUGAGCGAGAGCUCCGGAUCAAACUAACGUUAAUGGACUUAUAGCUGAAUAACGGAAAGAGAGCGCAUCUGUGAUACCGCCGGGAAAGGCUGAUGGAUGGAGCGAGGGACCAGUAUGAGGAACGAUUGAAAGAGGUGUUUGAGAGUUUCGAUGGCAGUGGUUUGGGCUCUUUGAGUACUGAAGAACUGACCGAUCUUUGCCGGGCCCUUCAGCUGGAGGAGAACGCACUGAACACACUCAUACACACACUGCUGGAGGACCAGAUCAGUGCACGGGUUGAUUUUGAACAGUUUAAGGAUGCGCUUAUCCUUGUGUUGUCAAGCGCGAACACAAAUGAUCCAGAAGAAUGUCUUGAACAACCAGAUUCCCCAGAAGUCCAGCCACGCUUCGUGAAGGGCAGUAAGCGCUAUGGUCGCCGCUCUGCUCCGGAGUUCAUUCACACGCACGCCGAUUCACACACACAGGCUGAAGAUGAGGAGGAGAAAGAUGAAGAUGCUCAAGAGAGCGAUGACAGGACUGUACCCAGGAAACGUGAGCGCUGGAAUGCUGACAUAAGCAUUUCUGAGGAGUUUGAAGCAGAAGGUCAGUUGCAUCUAUGGAACCCAGAUGAACCCAGCACACCACGUAGCAAUGCAGUGCCACUCUGUGACAUGGAGGAGCGUUUGCAUAAUGCUUGCCAUCAGCUGUCUCUACCCAUAAACGGCACGGCCACACUGCAACAGCUACACACGCUCUGCCAGCACAUAGGCAUUGAGGUGGGUGAGGAUCUGUUGCAGUGUGCUGAUGACAGUGCAAUGGAUGUGCAGGAGUUCAUCUCAUGCAUAAUAAACCACAGCAAACCACCCACACCCUCAGCAUCUACACCUUACAGACAAUUAAAGAGACUCCAUUCCACUCAGUUUGAUGAGUCGGGUCGUAGAAUCUCGUGUGCUUUGAGCAGUACAAUCGGUCUGCGGGUGUUUUCGGAUUUGGAUGAUGGAUCGGGACACGCUCCUGUUGAAACUCUGCUUUACAGGUGGAUGGAAGAGGGAGUGGACAAUAGCUCAGAGAUCUUACAGGCUAUGGAUUUUAAUCUGGAAGGUAAAGUGAAUCUGUCUGAGCUGACCGUUGCUCUUGAGAAUGAGCUGCUGAGCACUAAGAAUUCAAUCCACCAGGCGGCGCUAGUGAGCUUUAAGGCAGAAAUCAGACAUCUGCUUGAGUGCGUUGACCUGGAAAGGCGUGAGAAGGAGAGAAUUCGGUUUGAUCUGGACAAAGCAGAGAAACUGAAAUCUCAGCUGGCAUCUGAAGUUGAUGACCACCAUGCUGCUAUUGAGCGCAAUAAUGAACUCAACCUCCGGAAGUUGGAGCAGGAAUAUAAAGAGAGUAUGACCGCUCUGAGGGCAGAGCUUAGUAGAGAGGUGGAGCUUGUGCAGCAGCAGGCCAGUCAGCAACGAGAAGAGCUUGAACAGGAAAUUGGCAAGAUGAGAGAAGAUGAAACCUUCCUACGAGAACAUCUAUCUCUCACCAUUAAAGAAAAUGGUCGUCUGGAGUCAGAGCUUAUUGAGACCACAGAGAAACUGGUGGAGGCAGAAAGCCAGCUGAACAAAGUGCAAAAAAAUCUUGACGGUGUUUUGAAAGAGAAGUUUGGUGAUUUGGAUCCAGACAGCGCCGAGUUUUACCAGCAGGAGGAGCGUCUGAGACAGCUGCGCAGAAACUACGAGGAGCAGUGCAGGGCAUUGCAGGAUCAUAUAGAUGAGCUGGAAGCUCAGCUGGAGGAAUAUAAGACUUCAGGCCACACGCCCUCAAUACGUCCUGGACUGAGUCUGUCUGAUGAACUGGCCAGAAAAAGUCCAGGCCCAGGUUCUCUGGAGCAGCAGCAAUUAAACAUGAGUCUAGAGACUGAGAUGUUACUGGAGCAGCACCAGCGAGAGAUAGAAAAGAUCAGGGCAAUGUUGUAUGAAGAAAAGCGCAGUGCCGAGGAGGAGAGGAGUCAUCUCUCCCUGCAGCACCAACAGGAGGUCCAGGUUUUGAGGGAGGAACUGGCAAGAGAACAAGAGAGAGCGAACAGAUUGGAACAGGAAAUUUCUGCCCUCAAAACUCUCCACCAGCAGGAGCUUCACUCUCUCACGCAGGAGGCGCAGGGCGCUAGAAGCCACGUAGAACAGCUAGAAGCAAAGCUACAGGUUCUGGAGGAAAAACAGACUGCCUAUGAGGAGCAGAUCAGAGCGCAUGCUGAGGAGAUGAGUCUGAUGGAAUCUAAGCGCCAGGAGGUGCUGCAGGAGCAGAGAGAGAGACUGCAAGUAGAAAAGGAAAAUGAGGAGAAUAGGCUCAAGAAGCAGUGGAAAGAAGAGCAAAAGAGCUAUGAGGAGUUGCUAAGUGCUCAGCUUGAGGAGAUGCAGCAAAAAACAGAACAGGAGUGUGUUGAGCUAGAACAGAGGCUCAGGGAGGAAUGGGAGCAGGAGAGGCAGGAGUUAGAGGAGAGCAGUAAGGAGGCAUUGCAAGCUGUGCUGGAGGAAAGAGAGCGGAGGCUCAAGGAGGAGUGGGAGCGGGAGAGGCAGGAGCUAGAGGAGAUCAGUAAGGAGACACUACAGGCUGUGCUGGAGGAGAAGUUGGAGAGGGAGAGGAGGCUCAGGCAACAGUGGGAUGAGGAGCGGUCUUCAUUAGAGAACAAACAUCACGCUCUGCUCCUACAGCGUUUGCAGGAGGAGAGGGAACACCUCCGAUCACAGCAGGAGGAGACUGAGAGCAUUAUAAUCGAGCACUGGGGAAGAGAGAGGGCUCAGCUGGAGAAACAGCAUGAGGAGGCACUGCAGGCUUGUUUGGAGCAGGAGAGGAAGAGACUGCAAGUAGAGAGAGAGGAGCAGGAGAGGAGGUGGCAGCAGGUCCUGAAUGAAGAGCAGAGCCGAAUGGAGGAGGCGCACAGGGAGGCCAUGCAGGAGCUGAGUGCCAAACACAGCCAGGAGAGAGAAAGACUCAGCAGUCUUUUGGAAAAACUACGCUCCGAUAUUGCAGAACAGAGGAAUGAAGUUUGUCGUCUGGCUAAAGAGAACAUCAUUCUGAGACACAAGAUCUCGACAGUAAGGGAGGAGGACUUGAGAGAGAACCAGGAUGACCUGCGAUUACAUCACAUCAAGCAAGGGAAGAGAUCGGUACAAGCUCUUAGGAGACAGCUCUCUGAGCCUCGCCGUCUGGGACAGCAGCUAGAGGAGGAGAACUUUUUAAUACAGCAGAAUGCAGAUCAAGUACUUCGACAUGCACUCCAGGAAGUGAUACGUCAACAUGACAGCUCAGCCAGUGAGAAGAAUGGGUAUUGUGAUCGGGAGGAGAUUGUUUCCAGGACAGAAAAGGAAUUGCUUAGAUCGGAACUUAAUCGGUGCAUAGAAAAGGUCAUGUCACUGGAUUCAUCUUUACAGGCGGUCACUCAGCAAAACGCUCGUCUCAAAUCUGACCUACGCAUCACACAGCAAGAAAGAGAUGCCCUUAAACAGGAAGUGAUUUCUUUGCAUAAACAAUUACAAGCUGCCAAUGAGAAGUUGUUGGAGGUUUCCGUUGUGUCUGCUGGUCAGCAACAGGGCAGGCGAGUGUGGGCGGAGCUUUCCGAGCUGAUGGAGGCGGAGCACGCCUCUCUUACAGAGGAGAACCAGCAACUCAAGCGACAGAUGAGUGAGAUGAGCUCAGAGCUGCAGUCUUCAAAGGAGCAGAUCCGCCAUCUGGAGGCAUUAAGUGUGAAACAGAGAGGACUUGUAAAAACUGCAGAUCAAGAAAAAUCAGCUUUAAAACGUGAAAUGGAGGCUUUGCACACACAGCUGCUGUCAACACGGAACAAGGCUCAGCUGGCUGCAGUCUUGCCUUCGUCUCCUCUACAGUUGCCUGGGGAACAGAGAGGACAGCUCCAUAGCGACGGCCCAGACUUUAAUAUGCAGCAGGAUGAGCGAGAGGUGGCGCUGUUACAGAUGGAGGAGAGAAUGAGAGAAGUGGAGCUCACGCUCAGAAACCUCAAACUUCUCCUGCAAGAGAAAGUCUCUCAGCUGAAAGAACAGUUGAUCAGGAACAGCGAAUCGGAUGUGUUGAUCAAAGACCUGUACGUGGAGAACGCUCAGCUGCUCAAAGCCCUGGAGAAGACAGAACAGCGUCAGAAAGUAGCAGAAAAAAAGAACUUCCUCCUGGAGGAGAAAAUUUCCAGCCUCAACAAGAUCGUCCGUGACCUCGGCCCUUCCCCAUUAACUCCAGCUCCCUACCACUUCACACGCUCCUGAUGUAAAACUGUAUUUUAGCCAUUUAAGCCAUUAAAGUAUGAGUUUCUUAUGAGAAACAUGUUAGCAGAAUGUCCGAGCUGCUCUUUAUACAAAGUCAAGCACUAAAAAGGACAAGAAAUACAAGUAGUCCAUGUGACUUGUGCACUAUGAAGCCAUAAGAAAGCUUUGCAUAAUGAAGACUGAAAUUAAGUUUCUAUUUACUGAAAAUCUCCUCGUAAAUCCUAAAUCUCCUUCCCAUUCAUUUCCUUUAACCUUUCUUUUGAUUAAGCCAUACUGUAAUAUUACUGGUCAGUCUGGACCUCAAACUGUAAUUGGAAGGUGGUCUUGAGGAAUGGUGAAAUUCCUUAGACCUAGAGAAGCUUGUCCAACAGCUGAGGCCCCCGUGUCCACACACACACACAUGCAGCCGCCUAUCAUUACAUAGUUUCAGUGAAAUGCAAACAUGGUCAGUGAUUCCCUGCAUCUCAGAGAAGGAAAUUAAAGGGCAAAUGCCAUAGUGUUUCAUCACUGUUUAUUCCUGUUUGUCAUAGUGCGUUUUAUGUCUUUGCGCUUGUUUAGUUAAUAUAAACCUUGAGAAUGUGCACCAAAAAGCAUCCCUUAAUGUUACUUUAGUUUGUAUUUAUUUCAUGUACCUAUUUUUCAUUUACGAACUGUAAUCAUGUAUUAUGAGCACUGUGAAUAUGAAUAAUAGGGAGUUUAUUAAAGUAUUUAUGUGGAGUAAAAGAAACCCAGAGCUUGGAGAUGUCAGCCUCGUGGAAACCACUGUAUAAUUUGUGUGUGGAGAGGAAAAUUGCUGGUUAUGAUGUUUCAUUUCAGGCGUCUCUCAACGAGGGCCGUUUACAAGCUUUGAUGCUCUGAGGAAAAAAUGCACAGAGAAUUACAGGCAUUUGACAUUUUGAAAUUGCUUUGAAAUAUGUGUCCUUAUGUUUUUAGUAUUGUAACAGCCUUAGGUGAAGUGUAAGAUAUGCUUUACCACUAUUUGUUAUGAAAAUGACAUUAACUUACCAUUUAAGUGUUAAUUGUAUAACACUUGAAUGUAAAAACACAAAAAACGUUUUCUUUUUUGUAAAAAUAAAAUAAAAAAAUAGUUUUAGCAAA
Messenger RNA from Labeo rohita (rohu), 6753 nucleotides. RefSeq names its product ninein (GSK3B interacting protein) (gene nin). The transcript has 26 exons. Gene Ontology annotation, cellular component: centrosome; mitotic spindle pole; pericentriolar material. Gene Ontology annotation, molecular function: calcium ion binding. Gene Ontology annotation, biological process: centrosome-templated microtubule nucleation; centrosome localization; microtubule anchoring at centrosome. The record is from RefSeq and is a predicted model, not a curated record. NCBI's taxonomy places the organism in Eukaryota, Metazoa, Chordata, Actinopteri, Cypriniformes, Cyprinidae. Bases 1513 to 5655 code for a protein of 1380 amino acids.